AUGCGCGCCCACCUUCUCGCACUACAGGUCGCCCUGAUCGCGUUCUCGCCUUUCUCAACGAACAAGAUCACUUUCAUUAAACUCCUGCGCAUCACCAGUGGUCUUCAGCCCCUGGAGACUACCCCGGAGUACAUCACCUGGUUCCAAUUCUGCUUCGAGCCUUUGCGCACCGCCUCCACCGAGCUCCUGGCCCUGAUCGACGUCCCCAAACUGUUCGACCCGCCGGAGCAUGCUGUCGACCGAGGCGGGAAAGGAGGCCACAGCCCACUUCGCAUCAAGUUGUCUCGGCUCUCCUUUAACAGCAAGACGCAAUCCUCCACCAUCGAGAAGCAGCAGAAUGCUGUAGCAAAGGCUGCAGAGCUGGUCGUGGCGAUCAAGUUCGGACUCGCAUCGCUCGCUGAAGUGAACUCGUCGAUCCCUUCUCUGCCGUCGACCCCAGUAGUCGCGAAGGAAGAGAGCCUGCUGACGUCUGAAGACAGUAAAGUGUGCCCUGAUGAUGAGAUAUAG
Saxophila tyrrhenica is the source of this 507-nucleotide messenger RNA. RefSeq lists its product as uncharacterized. Lineage: Eukaryota; Fungi; Ascomycota; Dothideomycetes; Mycosphaerellales; Extremaceae. The transcript is spliced from 3 exons. The coding region runs from base 1 to 507 and encodes 168 amino acids. The record is from RefSeq and is a predicted model, not a curated record.